This is a messenger RNA of Closterium sp. NIES-67, 1311 nucleotides long. NCBI's taxonomy places the organism in Eukaryota, Viridiplantae, Streptophyta, Zygnematophyceae, Desmidiales, Closteriaceae. The record is from the annotation of a GenBank genome assembly.
UCGAGCGUGGCUAUCAGGACAGGCGUGCUUCAUGUGUUGAGGAAGCAAAGCACUCGAAUGAGGAAAAGUGUGAAUGGUUAGCCAGAAUAAUCAUUAAUCAGUUUCACAUCAGAGUUAGGAAUCAGCUCCAUGAGCGCUUUGCGUCAAGGCAGGGGUCUUGAAAAGCUUUAUGGGGUCGCCGACGCGGAAAAAAACAACUUUCACUGCCGCAGAACAGCGGUAGUGUGCGUACGCGGUAGUGUGCGUGCGCCGAAGAUAGUCAGCAGUCCCUCUGUUUAUAGUCACAGAAGUGGUAGCUUGAAACGGAGAGCAGGCGGAAGUUUUGGAGUUGUAAGACUAGGAAAUGGCAAUCUCCAAGAACGCGGCAACGAGCGGUUUCAUGUCACACCUCGUGUGACACAAGCGGGCUCAGCUUCCUGGAACGCGUUUCAACAUCAAGGGAACAGUAACGCCAGCCAAUUAGGGGAUGCCUCAGCGACCGACGCGCCGUCGUGUCUGUUCCUGGGCCCGUUAGAGAGCGCCACGAGAGAGCAGCUCGAACAGUUUUAUGCACAGGCUCGGGAUGCGUACUACAGCGGGAAGCCCUUGGUAUCAGAUGACAUCUUCGAUCUGGUGGAGCGUCGGUUGCGGUGGUUCCACUCAGAACUGGUCAAGAAGUACCCGCGUUGCAGCAUACGAGCUCUCUACUGCUACUCAGACGCCGAGGCGGACCCCUCCCAGAUGGCAGCGCUGUCAACCAUGUGGUCCCUUAUCCUAGCAGCGGGGGCAGCGCUGACAGCAAUGCCGCUGGUGUUUCUGGUGAUGGUGAUGGGCGCGAGUGGCGUGGAGCGGGUGGAGAAUCCCAUCCUCUCCAGUCCGCUGUGGCAGCUUGACGGCGCCAUGGCUGCUGGCAUCUGCUUCCUGCUGGGGGUGGUUCUCGCCUCUGCUGCAGCACGCCCACUGCAGCGCAUAAUGCAGGGCAAGAUGGUGGCGCUACAGGGCAACUGUCCGCACUGUGGAGAGGAGGUUUACUCGUUCAUCACAUUGGAAGAGGGAGCCAGACACCGGCACAAGGCUGAGUGCCACGUGUGCGGCCAGCCUCUGGUCUUUCAUGCGUUCGUUGAGGCAUCUCCAAGUAACCCCAAGCACUCAUGGGCGUAUGGUAGAAUAUAUGUUGUGGCAAGAGCCAAGGAUUUGGAGCCUCCUGCAGAAACACACCCCUAGUUUCAGGCACCCUUAGUCGCUGGCAUUCUUGAAAUGUUGUGUAAAUGUGUUUUGUGGUGGUGUAUAGUCAGUCAGAAGCCAGCAAUGGCAUUUUGGAAACAAUGUACA